Molecule: messenger RNA, 1069 nt
Organism: Cylas formicarius (sweet potato weevil)
Lineage: Eukaryota; Metazoa; Arthropoda; Insecta; Coleoptera; Brentidae
Product: procathepsin L-like
Exons: 4
Coding region: 47-1021 (324 amino acids)
Cellular component (GO): lysosome
Molecular function (GO): cysteine-type endopeptidase activity
Source: RefSeq, a predicted model, not a curated record
AUAAUAUAAAUAACUUUGUUGAAAUUUUUACAAAUCAGUCACAAAAAUGCAGGUCCAACUUAUAUUGGUGGCCAUUGUCCUGGCGGUUUCGGCAGAAGAAAAUGUUGAACUAUUUGCAAACUUUAAGCGCAAGCAUGGCAAAUCCUACAGUCUGCUGGAGAACGAGCUCCGUUUCCAGAUCUUUCAAGAGAACUUGAACAAGAUCGAAGAACAUAACGCGCUCUACGAAAAAGGCGAGGUCUCUUGGAAGAUGGGGUUAAACCAAUUUGCAGACCUUACCGCUGAAGAGUUCGCUGCCCUAACUCCGAAAUGGAAUACCGAUAUAAUGAAUAGAACGAGAGCGCAAAAUCCCAACAAGCUGAUAUUGGUUGAAGAUGUUGCAGUCCCUAGCAGCUUCGACUGGCGAGAGAAAGGAGCGGUUACGAACGUAAAAUCGCAGGAAUCCUGCGGGGGAUGUUGGAGUUUCUCAGCCACCGGAGCUCUAGAAAGUCAUCAAUUCAUCAAAACCGGAAAACUCGUAUCUCUUAGCGAACAAAAUCUUCUCGACUGCGCCGGUCGAGCUUACGGAAAUGCAGGCUGCAAUGGCGGUGUAAUGGACUAUGCUUUCGACUACGUAAAGGACAACGGCAUUGAAAGCGAAGAAGAUUAUCCGUACGAAGCUAGAGAUGGUACCUGCAGAUAUAGCAAAUCCAAGAGUGUUCUAUCGGGUAAGGGCUACGUAGACAUCUACAAUAACGAAAACAAAUUGUUGCAAGUAGUGGCCACGAUUGGACCUGUAUCGAUAUCGGUGGACGCGGAUUACUUCCAGUUUUAUUCUUCGGGAGUGUUCAACGCUCCUCAGUGCACCACAGACGUGGACCACGGAAUAUUGAUUGUGGGUUAUGGAGAGGAGAAUGGCAUAAAAUACUGGAUAGUGAAGAACUCGUGGAGUGCUGAUUUCGGCGAGAAAGGUUACAUAAGAAUGCAACGGGGUAUUAACCAAUGCGGUCUUGCCAUGUGGCCGGUAUAUCCCCUUCUUUGAAUGUCACGUCAUUAAAACAGGGUUCCGCUAAAACAUGUGUUAUAAUUU